AUUGAAACAUUAUUUUAUUACCUUCUUCAAAAAAUUUUAAUUUAUGAUCAACAAAAAGCUUUGGCUAUGGGGUUGGAAAUGAAUGUUGAUUUAACGGCAAUAUUACAAAGUUCAGAAUUUCUUGUUUCAAUUUAUAUUUGUGCUGCAGAUUUAAUUCUUUGGGUUAAUGAGGACUCACGAACAUUUCGAUGGAUAACAGAAAUAUUUACUGAUAAUGUUGCUCCUCUUGAAUUUUAUCGAAUUUUUGAAUUAAUUGUUAGGGCAGAUACUUCUUUUAGUAGAGAAAUGGUUAAACAUUUAAAUCAGCUAGAGGAAUGUGUUUUGGAAGAACUUGUUUGGACAACAGACUCGCCUCUAUGGAGUGCUUUACAGAAUAGUAGAAUUGUUGAACAAUUUGGAGAAAGUUCAUCAGUUCCAAGCUCUCAAAUACUUUCUAAAUUUACUGGAAAUUUACAACGAAAUAAAUCUGAUUUAACUCCACAAAUUAUUAAUUUUUUUAAAAAGGUUUACCAUUUAUCUGCAAUUCGUCUAACAGAUUUGUUUGAACGUUUACGUAUUAGUGAUGAAUUAACCAAACGAAAAAUUUGGACACUUUUUGAGCACGUUUUUCGUUCAAAAAUUAUUUUAUUGAAAAAUAGACAUUUGGAUCAAAUAUUGAUGUGUUGUGUUUAUAUUAUAACAAAAGUUUGUUCUCUCAAAAUAACAUUUCAGGAUAUAAUAUUUCAUUAUCGCCAUCAACCACAAGCUUCGAGUAAUGUUUAUCGAAAUGUACUUAUGCGAAUGGAUUUUAUUGACAAAAAAGAAGAUAAUUCUCCUGAAACUGAACGUGAGGAUUUGAUUAGGUUUUACAAUAAAAUAUUUGUACCAAUUGUUGAGGAUUAUGUUAAGAAAUUAUAUCCAUCUGGGCCAGAAAGCAAAGAAAAUGUUUUCCCAUUAAUUUCAAUGCCAAAAACUCUAGUAAAUCCUCUAUCACCAAGAAAAGUUAUUGGGGACAGAAUUAAUGUUAUUCCUUUAUCUCAAUACUCUCAAACAAUUGCUAGACAUCGUUCAACAAGAAGAUUUGAUAUUUACAAGUCCCCUUCGAAGGCUUGGAUAUUUUUAAAAAAUAAAUUUAUUUACAUUUUUAGGAUUUGAG
Meloidogyne enterolobii is the source of this 1135-nucleotide messenger RNA. Lineage: Eukaryota; Metazoa; Nematoda; Chromadorea; Rhabditida; Meloidogynidae. The record is from the annotation of a GenBank genome assembly.